CCUCUUCUCCGACAUCAGCAGCAGCAGCAGCAGCAAGUUCUUUCACAUUUGGAACGGGAGCACCGCCAGCACCACCACUAUCAUCAAUACCUCCAACCACCACUUCAACAGCAACAUCAGCAGCAGGCGGCGGCGGCGGCUACACUACUACAAGUGCAACAACACCACCAGCAGCAACAGCACCAACAACAACAACAGCAGCAGCGCAUAAAAACUGGUUGGGGCGCGACGUCAGCGACAGCAGCAGCAGCCGCGGCAGCGGCGACGUCGUCUUUCAUACAGAAUAUUGUCAGCACCGCCGCCAGCAGCAGCAGCACCACCACCAGUGGAGGAGGAGAGCUUUUGAUAUGAAUAAAUUUUGGGUGCUGACCAAUUUGAUUCAAAAUUCAAACGUGUAUCCUAUACCUAAAGUUGAGCAUCCGCACCACCAGCAAUCGGAUCAGCAGCAGCAUCCACCAUCUUCGCAGCACCAACAGCAACAGCAGCAGCAUCAACAACCGCCUCCGUCCCAUCAGCCGCCGUCAUCGACGACAUCGUCUAAGGGCGGAGGAAGUCGUCAUCCCGCGGGAGGCAAUCACCCGCUAGGACCGGCUGCGCCGGGACUCUACCAUAAUCCGGGUGGUGUGCCAGGGCCACCGCCCCCAAGUGCCAGCUCGGCACCAACUGUACCAACAUCGGCUAUAGGAUCAACACACUUAACGAAUCUUUCGGGACCUCCUGCUACGCACAGUAGUAGAGGUAGCAGCGGUCAUCCAGCGCCACCGUCCGGAGCUCAUCUACAGCAAUUGAACGGCACUGUCCCGACGGACCACACGAAACCCCAGUAUUUAGGCAACAUGCAGGUGCAUCCGGCCCACAGUGGCAGCGGUCACCAUCCACCGCCCCCGCCGACGCAGGGUCCACCCCAGUCGGCGCAUCCGCCUCCACCGCAGCCGAUUCCGAUCGUGAAGCCCGAGUUCAAGGUGCCCUCGCUGCCCGCCCAUCUGAUGGAUGUCCGGGGGCCGGACGGUUCGAUCGUCAAGAUCAACAUGCCGGAGCACCACGAUCCGAGCAAGCCGCCCAACAACGUGGAAAUGUUGAAAGUCAACAUCGAGGAUCUCAGUCAAUUUCUGUCGUACCACGAAGUUUUCGGAAAGCUUCCCUCCGACAUGCUAACGGGCCCGUCCGCUAGCCUAGUGCCAUCAUCCGCUACCAAUACUGCGACGACCAGCGGCGGUCAUAGUAAUGGUAAAUUAAACCACGUCCGCCAGCAGCAUCCGCAGGGCGAAUCGCCAUUCAAGUGCAGCUACUGUGCGAAAAGUUUCACCCGGAAGGAACACCUGACCAAUCACGUCCGCCAGCACACCGGGGAAUCGCCGUACCGCUGUCCGUACUGUGGCAAGACCUUCACCCGGAAGGAACACCUUACGAACCACGUCAGAUUGCACACGGGCGAAACUCCCUAUCAGUGCACAUACUGCGGGAAGAAAUUCACGAGAAAAGAACACCUUACCAAUCAUGUCAGGUUACACACCGGAGAGACCCCGUUCCAGUGCACUUAUUGCGAGAAGAAGUUCACGCGAAAAGAGCAUUUGACAAAUCACACGAGGUUACACACCGGCGAAACUCCUUUCCAGUGCUCCUACUGUCAGAAGAAAUUCACCCGCAAAGAGCAUUUAACGAAUCAUGUCAGAUUACAUACUGGAGAAACCCCCUUUCAGUGUACAUAUUGCGAAAAGAAAUUCACGCGCAAAGAGCAUUUAACGAACCAUGUCAGAAUACACACUGGCGAGACUCCGUACCGGUGCACGUAUUGUGAGAAGAAAUUUACCAGAAAAGAGCGUUUGACGUAUCACAUAAGAUGGCACACCGGAGAGACUCCGUAUCAUUGCACAUAUUGCGAGAAAAAAUUCGCACGAAAAGAACAUUUAACGAAUCAUGUCAGAUUGCAUACUGGUGAGACGCCCUAUCACUGUACCUAUUGCGAGAAAAAAUUUACCCGCAAAGAGCAUUUAACGAACCAUGUCAGAUUGCACACUGGAGAGACUCCCUAUCAGUGCACAUAUUGCGAGAAGAAAUUCAGUAGAAGAGAGCGUUUAACGAUUCACACAAGAAUACAUACUGGAGAGACUCCUUAUCGAUGCACAUAUUGUGAUAAGAAAUUUACCAGAAAAGAGCGUUUAACGUAUCACAUAAGAUUACAUACCGGAGAGACCCCCUAUCAGUGUACCUAUUGCGAGAAAAAGUUUACGCGAAAAGAGCAUUUAACAAAUCAUGUCAGAUUGCACACCGGCGAGACUCCCUAUCAGUGCACUUACUGUGAGAAGAAAUUCACUCGAAAAGAGCAUUUAACCAACCACACAAGAUUGCACACUGGAGAAACUCCCUAUCAUUGCACCUAUUGCGAGAAGAAAUUUAUGCGAAAAGAACACUUGAAAAACCAUGUCAGAUUGCAUACUGGAGAAACUCCCUAUCAAUGUACGUACUGCCAGAAGAAGUUUACGCGAAAAGAGCAUUUAACGAAUCACACCAGAUUACACACUGGCGAAACUCCCUACCAUUGCACUUACUGUUCGAAGAAGUUCGCUCGCAAAGAACAUCUCACGAAUCAUCUCAGAUUACACACUGGCGAGACCCCUUACCAAUGCACGUACUGUUCGAAGAAGUUCACUCGAAAAGAACAUCUCACAAACCACCUCAGAUUGCACACCGGGGAAACUCCUUACCAGUGUAGUUUUUGCCAAAAGAAGUUCACGAGAAAAGAACAUUUAACGAACCACGUCAGAUUACACACGGGCGAGACUCCUUAUCAGUGCUCGUAUUGCCAGAAGAAGUUUACGAGAAAAGAGCAUUUGACGAAUCACACCAGAUUGCACACUGGCGAGACUCCCUAUCAUUGCACCUAUUGCGAGAAGAAAUUUAUGAGAAAAGAGCAUUUAACGAACCAUGUCAGAUUGCACACCGGAGAAACUCCCUAUCAGUGCACAUAUUGCGGGAAGAAAUUCACCCGAAAAGAGCAUUUAACCAAUCACAUCAGAUUGCAUACCGGAGAGUCUCCCUAUCGGUGUGAGUACUGUAACAAGUCAUUCACCAGAAAAGAACACCUCAAGAAUCAUGUCAGGCUUCACACCGGCGACUCACCCCACAAAUGCGAGUACUGCAACAAAACGUUCACGCGCAAGGAGCAUCUCAACAACCAUAUGCGUCAGCACAGCGGAGACAAUCCGCACUGCUGCAACGUGUGCAAUAAGACCUUCACGCGGAAGGAGCAUCUUAUCAACCACAUGAGUCGGUCCCACACCGGCGAGCGUCCGUUCCAGUGCGACGAGUGCGGCAAGUCGUUCCCGCUCAAGGGUAACCUGCUGUUCCACCAGCGCAGCCAUACCAAGGGUCAGCCGAUGGAGCGGCCCUUCCGCUGUGACAUGUGUCCGAAGGACUUUAUCUGUAAGGGACAUCUGGUGUCCCAUCAGCGAUCUCACACCGGCGAAAAGAAUCACCACUGUCCGCAGUGCAGCAAGUCCUACGUCGAGCGUGGCAAUAUGCUGCGGCACAUGAAGAAAACCCACCCGGACGCGGUUAUGCCUGUGCUGCCCAAGCUGCCGCACAUUAAGGUAGAACCGAAGUCCACCGGUGAGUACUUAUCUCAGCCCACGUCGGUGGUGACGUCCCCGGCUCAAGCCACCUCCACAAUCACAUCGAUCAUCUCCAAUACUCAUCCAUCGCAGCAUCAUCACAUUCAACCGAAAAUGGAACAGAAAUCUCAGAUACAUCAUCUUCCGAUUCCCCAUCAGCAUCAGGCUCACCAGCUGCACCACCACAUCUCGGCCCCGAUGCAUCUGCCCCCGCCAAACCCCCAGCAGCUGGCAGCACUCGCCCUGCACCACCAGGCGGCCCAGCAGCAACAACAAUCCUCACCCUCAACGGGCCGAACACAGCCUUCUCCUCGUACAUCACAUCCGCCGCCGCCGCAGCAGCAGCAGCAUCCACAGCAACAGCCGGGCCCCCCGCAGGUCCCCCCGGGACAGCCGGUCCCCCCGGAAAACCAGCAGCAGUCCCAGCAGCCGGUCCCGGGCCCGGGCCCAACUGGACCCCUGCCACCACAGCACCAUACGGUCCCGGUUACUAUUAUAACCCACGCUGGCACAAUUAAUCCGAUGCCGGAUGGGCUGAACAACCGGGUCGGCACCAUUCAGAUGCACCACCUGAAUGCGGCCCAAUCGGAGGAGCAUUCGGUUGUAUACUAGAGCAGAAUGUGGCCGGGUGCGGGCGGAACUAGACGUGUGCCACUCCAGUUGAAAAACUAAACAGAAGCAACACAGAUACGCUUUCACAAGUGUAGAGCGACAAACAAGUGGAGUACAGUACAGAUUUGCAAUUAGUAGUUUUUAAACAUAUAGGAGGAAACGUUACUCGUAACCAGUAAUACAACAUAGUGGAAACAUGUAUGCGACAACAAAGUACUAUGGUAUAUAACUAUACAUUUAUAUAUAUACACACAAAAGAAAACAAUAACAAGCAGAUUAACACACAUGAAUCGAUAUCAAAUAUCGAGAAAAAAAAACUUACUAAAAGUAAUGAGUAAAAAUAAUAAAGAAAUGAUGGAAAAACACACACAAACACAAACAAACUAAUGGUAAAAUAGUAAAAAACAAAUAUGCUAGGUCGAAAAUCUUGAAAUAUAUUGUAAUAGAAGAAAAAACUCACAAAUGCUACAAUACACACAUGCAGAACGACAGAUCCGAUGCAAAACGCUGACUGUUUGCAGCGCCGCGAUGCAGCAUUUUUGUUCGAUACGUGUGAGACAGCAGCCGGACGGGAUAGAAACAAAAUAGACGCCGUUUAAUGAAACAAAAAAAACAGUGAAUACAAAACACAGAACCCUUAGGUAAAGCUAUUACAAGAUGAUCAUAGAAAUCAAUACUUAACAAAAUAAGCAAGUUGUUGAAAUAGGUGAAAUAAAACAAAUAGUAAUUGAUUUUACCCCGCAGUUGAUAAAUGCAAGUUAGUCCGAACUGAACGAAGAGAGCGCGUAGGAAGAGGAUGUUGCUGAAAAGGAAAAAAAACAAUACACACACACAUUUUUGGAUCAGAAACAAAAAGAGAUAGUAAGCAAGUUCUACUCGAGCCUGAACUGAAGCACAGACGAAGCGCAGUUGCAAUAGUGUGGUAACACUAAAUGAAUAGUACAACAUUAUUAAAAAACAGUAACUAUUAAGAGUAGAAACAAACAAACAAAAAAAACAACAAACAAAUGAUCGUUUGAAAAAAAAGAGCACCACAAACUGACGGAAGUUUACCUAGAUGAAUAACAAUCGUGCGUAUUAAAUAACAGCUCAUCAUAGUUCAUCUCCUGCGCCGUUUACUAGGGAAGUCGCCAUAACUGCUGCCGCCAUAUAAGACAGACAUGGAAGGAAACGAUCAUGUCGCACAAUCACCACCAUAACCGUAAUAGUCACACACACCUAAUGAAACAGACAGAAGCUCACCACUCAUGCAAAACUAGCAAUAGAAGGGACAUACCGAAUCAUACACAUCCGCACACCAAGACAACCGAUAACCAACACACAGAACAACACUGAUAAUAGACCAAAUGAAGAAAAAAAACCAAAUGUUCACUCUAGAGGACAUUUACAAACUAAAAAAAAAAACAUGCAUCCAACAGACAAAUACACAGCACUUUCCAAGUAGUAUAAAAAAUAGUGCAUCCAUUUCCUUUCCCCCCAAGCAAACCACAUCUAUGAAGAGACAACAAAAUACAAUCCCCCAGCAGAACAAUUAUUUUUCUAUGUCUUGUGUGUUUUUUGUAAUGUAAAAGAACAAAAGUAUCGUGAGAAACAACAAAAAAGAAAUUGAUUGAGGGUUUUCUGAUUUUCCACAGAACAGAACGUUUUCAUUUUUAACACACACAAGCACCUAUCAAUCAAACAAUUAACCGGGAGGGGUUGACCUCCCGCGUUUUAUUUAACCAUAACUUAACAAUAGUUCCAUAGAAAUCUAUAAACAAUAGUAACCAGUUUUAUCCACAAGCAUACUACGCAAUAGAAUAUAACUCGGAGGGUGGUCCGGUCACACGCGAUCGAAGCCGCAGCGGUCCAGAAGAAUACGCACCCGCAACAGACCGCUGGUUUCGACGAGUAGAAGAAAAAAAAAUCACCCUUCAAAAACAGCUACAAACUAUACUAAUUUUAAUUCGUACAGAAUAAUAAUAGUCUGGAAAAGAUUCUUCUUCUAAUAAUAACAGAUAAUGUAAAUGUAAGCCCGAACACUUCACUCCCACAAUAACCGAGGGAGAGUAAAAUUGUUGGUAAAAAUCAUAAAGCAACUGUGCGUGUGAAACUCACAGCUCGAAAUGUUUGAAGGCAACCAACAAAUUGGGUUUAUUUGAGAGCAAAACGAUAUAAGCUUUGAGAGUUUGCAUUAGCAGUUCACAAUUUUUUGUUGACUUUUUUUUCUAAAGCACAACAGUAACAAUAAAUAAACAAUAAACCGAACAUUAUAAACCACCGUUGAAACAUUAUCGAGACACCAAUAACAACAACAACAACCAAUCUCUAUUACUGAUGAAAACAGAAGUACAGCAACAAAGUAAAUCAACACAUACAUAAUAUCAGCAAUAGUAACAAAUCAAAACAGGAAAGCAGCGAAGCGCUAGACUAGGGACCGAGCAUCUUUUUUCGUCAUGAGACGAGAUGCUGCAAUCCGUGAUCUAUGCUUCUGCUCGCGAACGCAGGAUACAAUAGCACUUGUUUAUUUGAUUCGUUUUUUUUCGUUUUUGUUCUUAUUUCAUUUUGUUUCCGUAGUCUCUAAUGUGUUUGUUUGCCAGAUUUACAGCAUUCUUAAUACGACUUAUUUGUUGUGGCGCAUUUUAGUGACGAAAAAAGCAAAAAGCAAAUUUGCAAAAUCGCCUCAAUUGCUGAUGUCAUUCUCGGAAAGAAUUAGGGCGAAGUUGAAUUUGCGAAUAUGAAUGAUACUUUUACGGUUAUACAACAUUUACCCGAAUUUGGUUCACCCGAAGAGAGGGAUAAUUAUUAAAAAAUAAGAUUUUGACUUUUGUCAAAUCUCUUACAAAAAAUACGGUUUAUUCAAUACAACUUGAAAAAUAAGGGGCGCUUGCAGUUGUAUUUAUAAAAUUGUCGGAACUAAACUAAAGAGUUCCAAUGACUGCAGUGAAUUUGAUGUUACACCCAUACCUCGCUAUACGGUCGCUCUUUAUACGGCAUUUCGCUACAGCGGCCCUCUGGAAUUCGGGGGGCGUUUUCGAUUUACGGCCUAAAAUGUUUCGCUAUAACGGCAAUUUUUUUUUCGAUGACGAUAUUUCUGGAUAGGUUCAUAUUAGAGUACCAAUGAAAAUGGCCAUCUAGAAUUUUUGAACGGAACUUUCUUUAAAAUGUUGAUUCUCUCGAAAAGCUAUCCUGUGCAAAAUAUCAGCUCAAUCGGACUUCAUUUAUUUGUGUCGUACAGCUGUCAAAAUUUGAGUUUUUUUUAAUCCAAAAAAAAAAAGGUUUUUCGAAAAUGUAUUUCUGAUUAAAAUGAAACAGAAAUGUAAAGUGCAUUUAGAAUGAUAAACCAUGUUACAAACAAAUUUGGAACUGAUCCGAUUGAAUUUGUAUGAACUUGUAUUAGAAUAGAAGUAACUAUCCGAACUUUGAUAGAUGGAUCUUUGUUCAUUUUAAAUGCAGGUCAUUUUAAAGCCUCUUAAAAACAAAGAAAGAAGAAGAAUACAGGUCAUUCUUUGAUAAUGGCCAAGUUUAAAAGAGCGAACCACGAGACUGAGCGUGAAUACAACAGAGUUACAAUCAAGUGUAGGAACCAACAUUCAAAACAAGUACUUGUUGUAAGGGUCCUGAAUUUUGCAAAAACUGACAAUUCAGAUUUAAAAUUAUUACUGAUGUGUUGACUGUGGGUUUCGGUCCUCGAUGGCACGCAUAUACUUCCUUUAGAAAUGACAUAGGGUCGGCAAAUGUUUUAUCAAUUUCCAAGGGAAUCCAAUCCAAUAUAGAUAAAGGCGCCAGCUUGGGGAUUGGGCGUCUGAGCAAACCAGUCUUGGUUCGUGCAUCCACCACAUUGACCAAUCCAUUUGCUUCAAAAUAUGCUGAUUCGAUCUUCUACAGUGGCUUGCCGUAUCUCAGGAACAUCUUAAUCGGGCAGAAGUUCUGGGACUUCCAACUGAUAUUCCUCACUGCGCAUGGCCGUUCCACCAAAGAUCGUUUGUUUGAAAAAACUUCAGCAGAUUUACCACGCGACACAACAUUGGCUUGAUUUUCCAGCGUAUUCACCUAUUUCCACUCAAAGUGUGUACCGGCAGAGUUUGGGUCUGAUCACGAACGCCACUUCACGGUGAAAACGAAAUGGAUUGUAUGCAAGGUUAUAUAGAAUUCAUUUGGUUUUCACCGUGAAUGGGCGUUCGUGAUCAGGCUCUUUAUCUCAUCAAUUCGGUUUCGCUGUCAUUCAGCUCUUCGCCUUGGUCGUCGUGGUCGUCCUUGCGUUUUUUUGAGCAGUUCUUCUGCUGACGGAUCCUUUUUUCUUUAUUCACCAGUCCAUCUGGAGCUCUGCAACGCUUCCGUACGUGUUUUCUCGGCGGUUUUCGUUCUUUCGAUCGGCCUGAUUCUACUCGGCGUGUGAGGUGAGAUGACAAUUGUCACAUCACCAUCACGCAACUCUCCUCA
This is a messenger RNA of Toxorhynchites rutilus septentrionalis, 8645 nucleotides long. RefSeq names its product zinc finger protein 658B. Bases 348 to 4223 code for a protein of 1291 amino acids. The transcript has 28 exons. Lineage: Eukaryota; Metazoa; Arthropoda; Insecta; Diptera; Culicidae. The record is from RefSeq and is a predicted model, not a curated record. Gene Ontology annotation, cellular component: nucleus.